CGACAUCAAGUCAAGAACAUGGCCGAGAAAGCCCACGGAUAUGGAUGGUCGUUCACGUAGACGGAUGAUCCCUCGUAUAAUUUAUUUGCUUUCCAUCUUUCUCCACCUUCUUCCCCACUUGAAAAACCCUUUCGUCCUCUCUCGCCUUUACUUCUUCUUCUUCUUCCUCCUCCUCCUCCCACUACUGGCAGUGCGGCUGAGGGCAUCCCGUGCCUGGCCACUCGCCUUCUGACAUGUGGGCAGGAGGUGGUGGGUCCCGUCCGGGUCGUCUCAGAUUCCCUUCUUGAUUGAACAAGACGAAGCAGGGCAAGUGGGUCGUCUUGAUCUUCUCUCGCUGACGCAGAAGAGCGAAAAGAAAAAUGGCCAAGGACAGGGACGAGCCCAGGACAGCUCCUCAGCCCGAUCGCUGGUACAAUCUGACCCUCGGCCCCUCCUUCAAGCACGAUUCUCCCAACAAGUACUGUACCCUCCGAUAUGAAUUUAAACCUGCUUCUAUCGAUAAGACGAAGCUGGGUACGCUGCAAAAGAAUAAGGAGAAUCGGGUUUCUGUGGAGUUUCAAAAUAAUCAACUAGGAAGGGCCAAAGUGGCAUUUGAGGGUAGUAGUGAAGAUUACAAGGAGCACGAUGCUGCGUUGUUCUUCGAUGGUGAGACCUUCCGAUUGGAACGACUCCAUCGAGCUGUGAAGCAGCUGCGUCACGUUCGCCUUCCUGGUGAGUCUGUGGCGGCUGCUUCUUCUGCCGCUUCUGCAGCCGUUCAUUCUGGGCCAGCAGUAGAGCCUCGGUUAUCUCCUGUGGCAAAGGUUGGAAAACCAUUGCAUUCGUCUCGAAAUACAUUUCCAGCCGUUCCGGUUGAGGUGGAACGGAUUGAUAUUGGCGAGCCUCAGAAUCCAGGUCCAAAACCUGCAGCGAAGGGAGCUGCUACUCAUUCACCCUAUCCAUCAAGUGCACCCGCUGCCUCUCCAGGCCCCCAAAAUUACGAAGCUGAGGAAAAUCAAGACAUAGACAUCGACGAACUCUUUGGCAUCGGAUCGCCAGACAACGAAACUAAUGCUGAACAAAAGGUCGAGUUUGGAUCUGAUGCCAAUGAGCCACGUCACAAUGAUUCAGAUGACGAGAUCGCUGAUGUGGACGAUAGUGGCGACGAAGGGCACAAGGGCCAGAAUGCAGCAGAUGCCCUGAGAGCUCAACUCAAUGCAGAGGGCAGGGACGGUCAGACGUCUUCAUCCGGCAGUAGCAGCGGGAGCGGUAGUGGUAGCGGGAGCAGCAGCAGCAGUGACAGCGAUGCGAGUGAUGACAACUCGGUCAACUCUGUCUGAGAGGCACCGGAUAUCAAGUUACAAGGUGUAAAGGAAUACAGUCAUAUGAUAGCGAUAUCUUAAUAAGCCAUCCUGGUUUUUGACGGUGUUGGAACGUGAUGCUCAUAAGCUUUCUUUUCUUUGGUGGGGAAAAAGUUUGUCUCUCCACCAUGGCGCGCCCUUCUCAGUUGCAUUAGCUAAAGCGUGAAAAUAAACAAGCGGAGAUGAUUUUGACAGAAUGCUCACUCGCAAAUUCUCUUGUUAUCCUAGUGCCGACUCAGAUAUUUUCACUUGCAUUUA
This is a messenger RNA of Rhodamnia argentea, 1595 nucleotides long. RefSeq names its product ell-associated factor Eaf. Gene Ontology annotation, molecular function: transcription elongation factor activity. Bases 360 to 1316 code for a protein of 318 amino acids. The transcript has 4 exons. The record is from RefSeq and is a predicted model, not a curated record. Gene Ontology annotation, cellular component: super elongation complex. Gene Ontology annotation, biological process: positive regulation of DNA-templated transcription; regulation of transcription elongation by RNA polymerase II. Lineage: Eukaryota; Viridiplantae; Streptophyta; Magnoliopsida; Myrtales; Myrtaceae.